CCUCCUCCCGCCAGGUGCAGCGACGCGCCGACCCUCCCGGUGGUGGUGCCGUCACGCCUAACUUCCAGUUGCAAGUACUCCCACCUUUCGGGUGUAUAGGGCAUGCGACGUAGUUCUUGGACGAAGGUAGUAAUAGUAGUCAAGGCCUGGUAGUAGUACUAGUAGUAACAAGGCAUCCAUCCACAUCUUUCCAUAAAAACGGCGAACGCCACGGGAUGCUGACGCCCCUACCACUUCCUCUACCAGAAUCCGGUGUUAGUGCGAGCCGACCGACACUGGGAGUCUUCGGUGCUCUAUAACCAACGGCACCCACCCCUCCUCCUCGGCGAUUCCGCCGCCCAACGGCCCCAAGACACACCCAUCCUCCUCCUCUCCGCUGAGGCGAAACACAUCGAAACAUGGCGGGCUUUGGGAGGAGGGGCAUCUGAGAGGUGGCAGCCAUGACGAGGAGGAUGGGGUUGCUCGUGCUGUUGGUGGCGGCGGUGUUGGUUGCUCCGUCGAGAGGGGGAGGAGAGGUGGGCGGGGUGCGUUUCUGGGUGGGAUGGACGGCGCCUGCUCCUUCUUCUUCAACCUCUGCUCCUCCGUCUUCGCUGGUUCUGGAUGGGGAUCUUGUGGACAGAAUACGGUCACUUUGCUUGCAAGACGUAGUUGGCGCGGAGGAAAUUUUAGGCACUGGACAGACGUUUGCUUAUGAUGAACUGCCGAGCCGUUCUUCGGAGAGCGAACUGAAGACGACGCUGCUUAUCGAAUUCCUCACCCUUCUUCCACCUCACAAGUUUUCGGUCACUCAUGACUGUAUCCGCGCAAAUCAUUUCAGCUUGGGCAUGUCACAAGAAUUUAGGGACUACUUUCAGGACCAGCAGUUCUUGCUCGGUUCAAACUUGUACCCAAGAAGACGGUAUUUGGCUGAUCAAAUGGCUGGAGAUGCUCCUUCCGCAUCUACACCUCGCAACCAACAUCUCAAAGAUAAACCUGCGAAGAAGCGUCGGGGAGUGCCUCCUCCAGCUUCACCUUCGGAUAAGCAGCACAACUACAUAAAAUUAGUCUUGACCGUCGUGCUUCCGACAGCGGCCUUCUCGUUCAUUGCUGCAUUUCUGAUUUUCUACUGCUGUGGAUGCAACAAGAGCAAGGUCUCUGUCGGUGAGCCUCGAGAUGACCAUCCUCUUCUUCACAUGCAGUUGGCUAACACACCUGGAUCGUCACCCAUUAUCCAUGCAUCCUCCAGUCAGCUUCACAAGGAUGAUCAAAGGGUCAGGACUUCUAAGGCCGGAGCCAGCAUGAGUCGGUGCUUUCCAUGCUGUUUUAAAACUUCAACUGAUGUGACAACGCCUGGGCAAGCUGCUGGAGGAGCGCAGAACAAUAAUGCCACAAGUGAUGCUCCUAAACCAAUGCCUCCACCGCCGCCGCCACCUCCACCACCACCUCCACCUAUCAGGAAGGCUGGUCCUCCCCCACCUGCACCUCCCAAAGGCUCAUUAGCAAAAUUUCCUCAGCUGUCACCGGUUGAGUCAAGUCAUUCUGAAGGAUCAUCUGCAAGCGAGCACGCCAGUGAAUCAUCUGAAGCUGAAGUGAGUGCUCCAAGACCCAAACUUCGACCAUUCUAUUGGGACAAAGUUCUUGCUAAUCCUAACCAGUCGAUGGCCUGGCAUGACAUCAAGUUUGGUUCUUUUCAUGUGAACGAGGAUAUGAUAGAGGCAUUGUUUGGUUAUGGCGCUGGCAACAGAAAUAAAACGAAGGACAAGGAGCUUGCCAUGGCAGACCCUUCACCUCAGCAUGUUUCGCUUCUUGAUUUUAAGAAAUCGUGUAACCUGGCGGUUGUUUUCAAGGCAAUGAAUGUCAGUGUAGAGGACAUUCAAGAUGCUCUCAUUGAAGGAAAUGAACUUCCUAGGCUACUUCUUGAGACAAUCUUGAGAAUGAAACCAAAUGACGAGGAGGAGCUGAAACUCAGGCUUUACGAUGGGGACUACUCACAGCUAGGUCUUGCAGAACAAGUCAUGAAGGCACUCACUGACAUUCCUUUUGCUUACAAGAGGAUCAGUGCUCUACUUUUCAUGUCAUCUUUGCAAGAAGAUGCUUCAAGUCUCAGGGAUUCAUUCCUGCAAUUGGAGGCUGCUUGUGGGGAACUAAAGCACCGCCUUUUUCUGAAGCUGCUAGAAGCUGUUCUCAAGACUGGAAACCGUUUGAAUGAUGGGACCUUCCGUGGUGGUGCUAAUGCAUUCAAACUUGACACCCUUCUGAAGUUGUCAGAUGUCAAGGGUGCCGAUGGAAAGACUACACUGCUUCACUUUGUUGUCCAGGAGAUUAUUCGAUCUGAAGGUGUCCGCGAAGCAAGGUUGGCUAUGGAAAGUGGAAGGAGUCAACCUUCAGGAGAUGAUUUGAACGGACCUGUCCAAGAAGAUGGCGAGUACUACUCCAAGCUCGGCCUAAAGAUUGUAUCAGGGCUUAGCAGUGAAUUGGUUAAUGCCAAGAACAUAGCAGCACUAGAUGCCGAUGCUUUGUCUGCCAGCGUAUUGCAACUCAGACGUGAGUUGCUGAAUGCAAAGGAGUUCCUGAACUCUGACAUGGCAACGAUAGAUGAGAAUGGCGGAUUCCACCGCUCGCUGGUACGUUUCGUAGAAGAUGCAGAGAAUGAGACCAACUUUCUGUUGAAAGAAGAGAAGAGGUUGAGAUCAUUGGUGAAGAAAACAAUUCGGUAUUUCCAUGGAAAUGAUGUGAAAGAUGACGGAUUUAGCCUCUUUGUCAUUGUAAGAGAUUUUUUGGUGAUGCUAGAUAAGGCUUGCAAGGAGGUUGGGGCGUCACAAAAGAAGGCGGCAAGUCAAUCUCGGAGCAGUGGCAGUGGUAACUCAGCAUCCCAGUUAAAUCCCCAGGAGAAACAGUUUCCUGCAGUACUGGAUGAUCAUUUAGAUAGCUCUGACUCGAACGAUUAAUUUUGGGAUACAGUCUUAGAUGUAAUCUAUAGGUUUUUUUUUGCCUGAGACGAUGUACAAAUACCCAUUUGCAGAGGCAUUAUUGUAUACAUACAUGUCACACACACAUGGUUAAUACUACAUGGUUAUAUCA
Messenger RNA from Hordeum vulgare subsp. vulgare (domesticated barley), 3060 nucleotides. Its product is annotated as formin-like protein 10. Gene Ontology annotation, biological process: actin nucleation; actin cytoskeleton organization. Gene Ontology annotation, molecular function: actin filament binding. The record is from RefSeq and is a predicted model, not a curated record. Bases 441 to 2927 code for a protein of 828 amino acids. The transcript has 6 exons. Lineage: Eukaryota; Viridiplantae; Streptophyta; Magnoliopsida; Poales; Poaceae.